Messenger RNA from Gossypium raimondii (Peruvian cotton), 930 nucleotides. RefSeq lists its product as uncharacterized. NCBI's taxonomy places the organism in Eukaryota, Viridiplantae, Streptophyta, Magnoliopsida, Malvales, Malvaceae. Bases 72 to 764 code for a protein of 230 amino acids. The transcript is spliced from 2 exons. The record is from RefSeq and is a predicted model, not a curated record.
UAUCAGAACAACGACACAACACAAAACAAACCGAAACACACAAAGCUUAGCUACGUACGUACACCAUCACCAUGACUGCCAAUUCAACCCUGCUAGCAACACAAUGCGCGGCUGUUGUGGCCGUCCCACAGCGGUGCCAUCCCCCCUCUAGAUUUGCCACUGGGUACCAGCAGCUUCGUACAAAUUUGGUAACCACCAAAACAUACAAACCUACAAUCAUGGCUGCCGGUGCCUUGGUCUCCAAACCCUCCCAACUUCAUGCAAAUUUGGUACCCGAAAGAAACAAAAUGGUGGUAUUUGCCUAUCCAGAAACAAAAACAAUAGAAAUCUCAACCAAUGGCUUUCCAGAAUUCAUUGAAUGCAUAAUUAAUAACGAAAGUAAGAAAACGCUAGAACUGGAUUCGACUGAACCAUUUCUGGGGUCUGAGGAAUUUGAGAGGAUCGAAGAUAAAGUUGACACAACUUCUAGUUUUACGCAACAAGCAGCAAGUGAAGGUUCAGAUAGGUGUGCCUCUGGAUAUGUUACCUACAAAAUCGAAGAUAACCUUAGGUGGAUUAUUGCCUGGAGAAAUGCAAUGGAUGAGCGGAACAAGGUCUAUACUGCAAUCAUUUCCGGAGCAAAGAAAGGUUCCAUCGAAAAACUUGUUAGGAAAUCCACUGCACAUAGCAGUUUCCAGGACGACAACAUUGGGUACGCUGCAGAAGCUGAUAUUGAUCCAACCAGCUCUAGGCCAACUGUGAAAGCAAAACUUACAAUUAAAUAGAAUGAGUAGGCUUUCAAAAAUAUAUACGUUUAUGCUUAGUUAUGAUAGUAUGUAGAAAUUCAGAGUAUACUCUGAAAUGAGAUCCCCUUCAAACUUAUGUCACUUAUUACUAUACUGUAAUCUUUCUUCCUAAUAAUAAUAAGCCCUUUAUUUUAUGCUUUAUCCA